Molecule: messenger RNA, 644 nt
Organism: Exaiptasia diaphana
Lineage: Eukaryota; Metazoa; Cnidaria; Anthozoa; Actiniaria; Aiptasiidae
Exons: 4
Coding region: 279-644 (121 amino acids)
Molecular function (GO): metallopeptidase activity
Source: RefSeq, a predicted model, not a curated record
UUAGAGGACAGCUUUGUAUUGAUAAUCAAUGUUGUUUCCUGUUUGAUCUGUCUUUCGUCCUUAAGAUAAAUACAAGUUGAGUAUUUUUUCUUUGCACUUCAGUUUACUUGUCUUCGAUUGACUUCUAAGCAUCAAUCAGCCAACACUGAUCCCUUGGUCCUGGUGACGUGAACAUCUUCAUUWCCCAUGGUUUAAWCUUCGACCAGGACUUGUUUUGUCAAUUUGGUUACUUGUAGUGCUCAUUUGGACUGUGGCCUUGAGUYAUUUCUGCAGUCAAGAUGAGUCUUAUGUUUGUUUGGCUGUGUGCAUUAGUUAUCGCAGCUACCCAGGCAAUCCCAAUCACAAAAAACGCAGGGUCUGAUGAACACGCAAAGGAAAACACCCAUGACAGRAUUUAUAAGAUUAAUAAAGAAAGCGAUCUCAACUUAUUUGAGGGCGAUGUMAUWAUAACAGAUAAAGAAAAGAUACCGGAAUCUCAACCAUUGUCCAAACGAAAUGCUGUUCGAGACAGAAAACGUCUUUGGAUCAWUAAAGUCGUUCCUUACCAAUUUWCGUCUGGWUUUCCAGGUAACACUGACASAAAGCGAAUAUAUGUGUGUCUUAUACCAACUCGGGAGAAUGUAAUGCAUGCUGCAAUGCACUGA